Molecule: messenger RNA, 2637 nt
Organism: Ipomoea nil (Japanese morning glory)
Lineage: Eukaryota; Viridiplantae; Streptophyta; Magnoliopsida; Solanales; Convolvulaceae
Product: LRR receptor-like serine/threonine-protein kinase GSO2
Exons: 1
Coding region: 1-2637 (878 amino acids)
Molecular function (GO): protein binding
Source: RefSeq, a predicted model, not a curated record
AUGGUCUCAAAAAUGCAUAUCAGAAUAAUGCUUGGCCUUGUAAUAACAUUUCUGCACUUGUCGUCUCCUUCUCCUUUCACAAAAGGAGUUGGUGCCCAAAACAUUAUAAGCUGUAUUGAAACCGAGAGGCAAGCACUUCUGGCUUUCAAGCAAAGCAUUAUGGAAGACAAUGGCAUGCUGUCUUCUUGGGGAACUCAUAAAGAGUGCUGCAAAUGGUGGGGUGUUCGCUGUAACAACGCCACGGGCCACGUUAUUAGUCUCGAUCUCCAUGGCAAUUCAAGUACCCAUCACUACCUGAGUGCUCCCAAGGUUAGUUCAUCUCUGCUUAAACUCGAGCAUUUGAGUUAUCUAGACCUAAGUUACAAUGAAUUCCAAUGGAGUUCAGUCCCGGAAUUCAUUGGGUCCUUCCAAAGAUUAAGAGUUUUGAAUCUCCAUAAUGCCAACUUUGCUGGUGCUAUUCCUCCCCAUCUUGGGAACCUCACAAAUCUAAGAGUUCUCUCAUUAUCUUAUAAUGGACUAAAUGAAACCAUUGGUGAGCUUCUUGAGAAGUUGGCAAGGGGUGCAGCUGGGAAGUCAUUACAGGUUUUGGGGUUGUCUGGGAAUGAACUAACUGGCACACUCCCUGCAAAUAUGAGCACUAGAUUUGAAUCCUUGAGAGAAUUGCAUGCAAGGCAAAACCUGGUGACUGGGUAUUUGCCACCUCUAUUGCCUUCAAGCCUUGAGCAAUUAGAUUUAGCCAUUAACAAUUUUGGUAGUGUGUUUCAAGACCACACCAAAGGUUUUGGAAAAGCAAGUAAUCUUGUGAAACUAGAUUUAUCCUUCAAUCUGAUCACAGGGCCAUUUCCAGAUUUAUCAGAUUUUUUGUCAUUGAGAGUGUUGAAUCUGAGUGGGAAUCUAAUACAAGGGGGGUUAUCAGAGACCAUAGGGAAGCUAUCAAAGCUUCAAGUAUUGAAUUUAAGGUCCAACUUUUUGGGAGGAGUUAUUAGUGAAGCCCACUUUAGGAACCUUACCAGCAUCCAAAAGAUGGAUUUAUCUCUAAACCCAGGAUUGUCAUUCAACUUCAGUGAUGAUUGGGUUCCUCCUUUUCAUACCUUAAACUCUAUGGUGAUAGGAAAUUGUAAAGUUGGGCCUAAAUUCCCAAAUUGGCUGAGAAAUCAAAGUUGGUUUUCAGAGCUUGAUCUCUCCUCUGCUAAUAUUUCUGAUACAAUACCCAAUUGGUUUUGGGACCUCAUCAUCUCCCCCAAACUUAGAUACUUGAAUUUAUCUCACAACAACAUUGAUGGGAAAUUGCCUGAUUUAUCCAACAAGCUUUCUCCUUUUUCACUCAUAGAUCUUAGCUACAACAAAUUUUGGGGUCCCAUAUCCACAUUCGUUGGAGAUUUUUUAAUACUUAAUCUCUCGAAUAAUAACUUUGUUGGGUCAAUUUCUUUCUUGUGCUCAAUUAUUACCCAGAAUACUUUAUGUAUUGACCUUUCGUAUAAUCAUUUCUCUGGUAAGGUUCCUGAUUGUUGGAAUAGCAACAUUUCAAAUCUGGCCAUUAUUAAUUUGGCGAAUAAUGAUUUCUUUGGAGAAGUUCCGCACUCUUUAGGCUCCCUGCCUCAGCUUCAAUCAUUGCAUUUGCGUAACAACUACUUCAAUGGGGAAUUGCCUUCCUCAUUUCAAAAUUGUACAUCCUUGAGAAUUAUGGAUCUCGGAGGAAAUAAGUUUACUGGUACAAUCCCAUCAUGGAUAGGAAGCCAUCUAACUAAUUUGACCAUUAUUAGCCUGCGCAAUAACAACUUUAAUGGAAGCAUGCCUAAAAGUUUGUGUCACCUUAGGAAUGUCCACCUCUUGGAUCUCUCUCAAAACAAGGUGACAGGGAGAAUCCCGCGCUGCUUUAACAAUUUUACUACUCUGAUUCAGAGUACUCCCAUUGGAAGCAUUGAAAUCUCCUACUUUACUAUCACGGGAGAUAAUGAUUAUCCUCGCUUCUACAUGGACAAUGUUUUUGUUCAAUGGAAAAACAAGGACUCAAAGUACGACAAGCAAUUAGGAUUCUUGUAUUGCAUUGAUCUUUCAAGCAAUCAAUUGAUUGGAGAUAUCCCAAAAGAACUUUAUGCUCUCAGGGAAUUACUCUCCCUGAACCUUUCAAGAAACCAUUUGACUGGUAAAAUAUUUCCAUCAAUUUAUGAGAUGGAAAAGUUAGAAUCCCUUGAUCUAUCCAGGAAUCAACUCUCAGGUGAAAUUCCAACUGGUCUUGCGCUAUUGAAUUUUCUUGGGGUUCUUGACCUAUCAAACAACUUCUUGUCCGGUAAAAUUCCCAAGGGCACUCAACUACAAACUUUCAAUGCUUCAUCCUAUGCUGAAAAUAGCGGCUUAUGUGGGGACCCACUUCCCAAGUGUUCCACAGAUGUUCCUCAACAUGGCAAAAAUAAUGACUAUCAAGAAGGAGAUGAGAGUCUUGUAGAUCGGGAAUUUUACAUAUCUGUGGUGAUUGGGUUCUCUGUCAGCUUUUGGGGACUUGUGGUCUCAUUGGUGCUCAGUGAUAAAUGGAGAUUAGUUUAUUAUGGGUUCCUCAAUGAUGUCAAAGAUGGGAUGUACGUGAAAAUGAAAAUUUAUUUAAUGAGAGCACACCGAAGAGUUAUGGACAAAUGCUGA